Molecule: messenger RNA, 1827 nt
Organism: Penicillium bovifimosum
Lineage: Eukaryota; Fungi; Ascomycota; Eurotiomycetes; Eurotiales; Aspergillaceae
Product: putative MFS multidrug transporter
Exons: 2
Coding region: 1-1827 (608 amino acids)
Biological process (GO): transmembrane transport; basic amino acid transport
Cellular component (GO): fungal-type vacuole membrane
Molecular function (GO): basic amino acid transmembrane transporter activity
Source: RefSeq, a predicted model, not a curated record
AUGCCAGUGGGUGACAAUGAGGGGCAAGCCACUGGUCUUGGCCCCUCUGAGACCACUCCUCUCUUGCGCAACACAGCCAGCCAGCAUAUGAGCCACACUGAUAUUCCACAUAGUCAAACAGAUGUUGAAUCGGAUGAAGAAGAGCCUCUUAUCCGUUGUCCUUCCAGCGUGAGCUCUGCGCCCGAAGGCCUCGAAAUUGAGCCAUCUCUAGAAAUUUAUGCAUCCAAGGCUGGUACUCAGGGCGCUCCUGGCGACCAUUCGAGUAUCCCAGGUCAAGAUGAGACAGAUCAUGAUUCAAGAUUCAUUGACAUAUCACCAGCGAGGUUCUGGGCCAUCUUUGGCGGUAUCAUGAUGGGCUACAUGAUCGGUUUCUUCGAUUCCACCCUCAUGGCCUCUAGCCAUCCAGUCAUCACAUCAUAUUUUAACGCAGCCAACUCCGCAUCUUGGCUAUCAACGGCUUUCCUGCUGACCUCCACCGCGUUUAUGCCCCUGUUUGGGCGGGUUUCUGACGCUUUCGGCCGGAAACCUGUCUAUCUCUUCUCGAUCACCAUGUUCUUUGUCACGACCGCAGGCUGUGGCUUGGCACCUAACAUCGCCACUUUUAUUGCUGCCCGCGCACUUUGUGGGCUCGGUGCUGGAGGCAUCUUUUCAAUCGGUCAGAUCAUCUCCAGUGACUUGGUACGUCUCGAGUAUCGCGGGGUCUACCAAUCAUACCUCAACCUGUGUCUUGGCACUGGGAGUAGUCUUGGCCUUGCCUUUGGAGGUUAUCUUUGUGAUCAUAUCGGCUGGCGCGGCGCUUUUCUCAUUCAACUGCCAUUCAUCUUCAUCUACUUGAUUGCAGCUGCGUGGACUGUCCCAGCGGACCUUGGCAUCAAACGAACUGGAAUUGAGCGCAUGAAGGUAUCACAAUUAGUCCGAAGUAUAGAUAUAACGGGAGCAAUCAUUUUGAUCGUAUGUGUGACCUCGCUGAUCAUGGGUCUGAACUUCGGAGGGAAUGUCUAUCCUUGGAGCCAUCCACUCAUUAUUACUUCCCUGGUAACAUCGCUUGCCUUGGCAGUGCUAUUGGUCUUCUACGAGCGACAAGUCCCACGACCUGUGCUGCCAAUCGAGCUCAUGUUGAAAAAUCCCCGGGCCAGCAUCAUCUUCGGCAACUUCUUUGCAUCCAUGUCUGUUCAUACGAUGAUGUUCAACGCUCCGUUGUAUUUCCAAGCCGUGAAGUUGACCAGCCCAACUGCUUCUGGUCUACGCCUUGUUGCCGCCUCUCUUGCCGUCACUAUAUCUAGCGUGAGCACCGGGUUCAUGAUCAAUUGGUCUCGACGUCUCAAACCAUUUGUCAUGGUUGGUAUAUGCCUGAUGGUGACGGGUGGAUGUGCAGCUGCAUCCAUGGGCAUCGACACCUCCCAACCGAUUUCUAUGAUAUGCAUAUCACUCACCAGCUUCGGUCAAGGUUUCUCGUUUCCCUCCCUGAUGGUGUCUAUCCUUGCUACGAGUGAGCAAAGGGAUCAGGCGGUGGCAACCACGACCUUGGGACUGUGGAGAAACUUGGGCGCUGUCAUGGGCGUUGCGGUCAGCAGCUGGAUCUUCCAAAACACCCUCAUCUACGAACUUGACCGGAAGGUCACCGGUAUCGAUAAAAGCCAAGUCAUUGCACUUGUUCGCAAGUCGGUUCAAAGUAUUGCUCACUUAGAUCCACUUCAUCGCCGACAAGUCACUACGUCGUACUCUGCAGCUCUUCGUCUUACCUUUCUGUCGGCGGCCGUCUGGGCUGUCAUUGUGUUGUUAUUACUGUGUCGAGUCCGAUUGCCGCGAUUGGGGAAAAAGGCGUAG